This is a messenger RNA of Pygocentrus nattereri (red-bellied piranha), 3025 nucleotides long. It is a transcript of the gene dytn, whose product is annotated as dystrotelin. Gene Ontology annotation, cellular component: plasma membrane. Gene Ontology annotation, molecular function: zinc ion binding. The record is from RefSeq and is a predicted model, not a curated record. Gene Ontology annotation, biological process: synaptic signaling. The coding region runs from base 394 to 2253 and encodes 619 amino acids. The transcript has 14 exons. NCBI's taxonomy places the organism in Eukaryota, Metazoa, Chordata, Actinopteri, Characiformes, Serrasalmidae.
CCCUGGGUGUCUCUACUUUAACUCAAGUCCAAGGUUUGUGUACUUCGUCCAACCUUAUAGCCUCUAAUAAUAAAACUACAGUCAUUAUUUUCAGGGUAUCUUUAUUACAGAGCAGUGAAGAUCAUUUGUGCAGGUGUCCAGAAUGAAGACUGUUCUUUCUGUUUUACCCCAGGUUAGAUAACAGGGCUUAUAAAUAAGUAAUAGUAGUAACACAAGCCUUUCAUAUGGACCUGCUGGUAGAAGCCCAGCCAGCAAACUUAGAGAAAAAGGUGAAGCUGAAGAGGAGACACUAGCACGGUUAGCCUGCUGCUGCUCUGAGAGGGUCUGAAUGAGGUCCGUCCUGCAGUUUACCGCGCUGCCCUGAAGCUUCGCUCUCUACAGAAACUAUGCCAGAUGCAUUUGGUCUCUCUCCGGGACUUGCGCCCCAUUCUCCGUGCUGUGGGGGGUUCGGGGGACCCCACAGUGAGUCUCUCCCAGCAGAACUUGAGGCAAAGUCUAGAGCAGCUCUUCCACGGCAUCUUAGAGGAACUACCAGAGCAGGCGGUAUCAGAGGCCACUGAACAGACCACCAGACUCCUCUUCAAACUGUACGACAGAGAGGAGACCGGCUAUGUCCUGCUCAGAUCUGUGGAGGCUGCUCUGGUUGUCCUUUCAGGAGACACUCUCUCAGCCAAACACAGAGCUCUGUUCCAGUUGGCUGUUAGCUGCAGUGCGAGGCAGGGAAUUGAGAACAGCUCGGUCAGCCGCAGUGGCCUUAGAGUGCUGCUAAACGACCUCAGCCAGGUCCCUGCAGUGGUUCAGGAAAACCAUGUUUUUGGACACACAGAGACUGCAGUCCGUUCCUGCUUUAAUGGAGUGAUUAGUGCGAGUGUCGGGGAGGAACACUUGGUGAGCUGGCUGCAGUCGGAGCCUCGUCUUCUGCUGUGGCUCUCCACACUCUAUAGGCUGUCAGUCAGCGAGGCUGUGCUGCACAGAGUCCGCUGCCAUGCCUGCAAGGCCUUCCCCAUCUCAGGCCUCAGGUAUCGCUGCCUAAAGUGUCUGAAUGUGCACCUUUGCCAGAACUGCUUCCUCACUGAGACACACACAAGAAAGCAUAAACCACACCAUCCAGUUCUGGAAUACUGCACUCAGCCCUCGUGGAAAGAAUCAAUGACGUCGUUGGCGUCCAGCGCCCGUCAUACUCUUCUGCCCAGGCGCUACACCAGGAGAGAGGUGGAGAGGAGGGCACUUAGAGCUAGAUCUGACAUAGAACCACAGCACAGUACUUACUUUCCAGUGCAGCCACAACAGCAGUGCGCCAGUGAUCCUGGAGGUCUUCCACCUCCUCCUCCUCCUGAUUCUCCUCCUCUGCAGAUGAAAGUGGAGUCUAAAGCCCUGCAGACAGACGAGCCAGAUGCACAGCCUCAGAGGAAAACAUCACUUCUUCAAAAAGACCUAAGCAUCACGCAAAAGGCCAUGAAGGACCUGCAAAGAGAUAAAUGGCUGCUGGAGAGAGAGUUUCAGGUGUGGAAAGUAGCAACACAGUCAGAGCACGACUCUCUGGAGGACAGGUGUGCGGAGCUGGAGGCCACCAUGGGUGCACUGAACCAUCACAACCGACAGCUGGAGGAAGAGCUGGAGCAAAUCCGACAUGCUUUGAGUAUGAGAGGAAGAUGUGAACUUAGCGGUCCUGACAUCCAACAAUCCUCCCCCUCACCUCCCUCGCAGCAACACAACGGAGAUGACACGAGUGAGAAACAGUGGACAGCGUCCGAGAGUGCAGAUUCACACCGCAGCUCCAUGGCUGAAGAGGGAGAGCCAGAGCAAGAGGAAGAGGAGGAGAAAGAAGAGAGGAUGGGGGAGAAAAAGGAAGAGGAUGAUGCCAUUCUUCAUCAGGUGCAAGAGGAAGCUCAUAUGGGUUUAAAUGUUAUGGACAGUCUGGUGGCACAAGCAAAAGAGGAGGUCCAGCUUGUUGGAGAGCCUGAAGAAGAGGAUUUAGAAGAGGAAGAUGAGGAGGAGCCAGAGCUUGAGAGGGAAGAGCUUAUCACAGAAAGUCCACCCUCAUAUGCAUCCACCCAGGAGGAUUCUGGGACAGAUAACUCAGAUGAGGAAGAAGAGGAGCUCUGUGACUUGGUGCAAAGACUUAAAGGUGCACUCCUUCUAGCUGCUCCCACAGGCUCCAGUUCUCAUCACAGAGAGGCGCUGUUACAGGCAGCAGGAACUGUUGGAGAUUCUGUAUCUCACCUGGUUACUUCUGUCAGAUCCUUCAGCUAGUCUACAGACGUUCCUGGCCGUAAACCACACCACAAACAUGGGCAAAACCUUGCAUCACCAACUGAUCACAUCCCACCAUUUAUGUAAUGUCUACUUAAAUCUAUCCAUGCUUUCCUCCAAAUAGCUGGACUGACUAGAUGACAUGAGAAGGGCCAUCUGCAGCCAGAGAGCAGAGUCUCUGUCUCCUGUUCACAGUCUCCAUUUGUCCUGCAGGCGUGUAGAUGAGAAUUCACAGCAAUGUGUUUGUUAGUGCGACCGCCUGGUGUAGGUGCUCUGCAUACAGCAGAGUCAUCAGACCGUAGAAGAGGAAUGCAGCCAAGAGCAAAGACAUGAAUGUUUGCUGUCAACCUACACACUGAACGUUAUCACACGUUAUCACAUAGUGGUUAACACCUCUGCCUUCUACGCUGUAGACUGGGGUUCAAUCCCCCUCCAGGGCAAGCACCCUACACUAUACCAAUAAGAGUCCUUGGGCUAGACUCCUAACACUGCCUAUGCCUACUUGUGUAAAAUGAUCAAAUUGUAAGUCGCUCUGGAUAAAAGCAUCAGCCAAAUGCUGUAAAUGUAACCCUAGUUAGCAAUUAUUUAUUUUAUAUGUUGAUAGAAAACACAUAAUUUGGUCUUCUACCAAAGGAAUUCUUUCAUUUAAUGUACUGUAUUUAAUAAACUGAUUUAACAAGCACCACACUUAGUAAGUCUUUAUUGUUUGUAUAAAUACACAGAAAUGUUGCUUUUUAUUACUGCAUUUUAUACCUGUGUUUAUAUGCAUGGA